UUUUAAGAAUGUCUGUAUAAAACAUUUCAUGUUAUGGCAAAUAGUUUUGUAAAUGUAGAUAGUCUGUAUGAUAGUUCCAGUUGGUAAAAUCUUUCAGAGGAAGAAGAGCGUGGUUGUUUUAAAAGUGGACAGAACUCCUCGAACUGCUUGCUUGCUAACUGAACUGAACUGAAGCGGUGCAAGUCAAGCCCGGAGUAGAAUCUAAGCAGCAUGGCUCAGAAGCUGCUGAUAAUCGACACAGACUGUGGCAUAGAUGAUGCUCUGGCUAUCAUAGUAGCCCUGGCAGCUCCUGGUGUGAAGGUGUUGGGCAUCACCUGCUGCUUCGGGAACACUGAUGUGGAUAAUGUGUGUCAGAAUGUGAUGCGGGUUCUGACAGUCUGUCAACAAACCCAGAUUCCAGUUUUUAAAGGGUCUGCUGGUCCUCUAAUCGGACCUGUGACAGGAUUUAAAGAUCACUUUGGCACAGAUGGACUUGGAGAUGUUCUGGAGAACUCAGAGAUUUGGAAAGAGCAGAUUCAGAAAGAGCAUGCUGUUCAUGCUUUAAUAAGACUGGUAAAUGAAAACCAGGGAGAGGUAUCGCUCAUAGCUCUUGGUCCAUUGACCAACUUGGCUUUGGCUGUUCGAUUAGAUCCCACCCUCCCUCAGAAGCUCAAGGAUCUGUACAUUAUGGGCGGUAACAUGGAAGGCAAGGGAAAUCUGACACCAUCUGCAGAGUUUAAUUUUAGUAUGGAUGCUGAAUCAGCUUAUGUAGUUUUGGAGGAAUAUACCUGCUCAACACACAUCGCAACCUGGGAGUUCACUUGCAGAAACAAACUAUCUUGGGAGUGUUUUGAUGAGCUGGUCAAUCAGGAUACAUCAGCUGCUCGAUUCAUGAAGAAGAUAACCUCCACGUGCUGGGCCUACUCUAGAGAACCUCGCAUCAUCAACAAAGAUUUGCUCUUUGGGCGCGGGUUUGUACCCUACGACGCCUUCGCUGUGGCAGCUUGUUUGGACCGCAGCGUGAUCACAGAGACUUUACAGUGUGCUGUUCGUGUGGAAAUGCAUGGUCAGCUGGGACGAGGCAUGAUGGUUGUGGACGCAGCAAAUACACUGAAGAAAGACCACCGUGUCUUUGUGAUGAGGACAUGUGAUCUUAAAAAGUUUGGUUUGAUGCUGAAAGCAGCUUUACAAAUCGCAUAGAAAUGCUUCUUUGCGAUACAUUUGUAUUAUGAGAUUUCCAUUUUCAAAUGUAGCAUCCUUUGCACUUUAUUGGUGCAACUUCCUGUUCUGUUGUCGUUCCAAACCCCUCAAUUUUCAAAACACAGAAGAAAAUAUUAAUAACAAUGUCUACGGUGGGCCAGUAAUGCAUAACACAAUGAAAUCUCCACAACACAAUGGAAACAACUACAUUAGUCUUUUGCGUUGUGUUGUGCGCCACUGUAGAUUCCUGUCCACACAACCAAAACAUUGAUGCUUCAGAAAGUUUAUAAAGAUGCCAUAAAACUAAUCUAUAUUAACCAUUCAUUGGUCUGUUUAAAUAUGAAAGGAAAAGUUUAAAUUAAUUCUAUUCAUCAUAUAAAGUGAUAAGGUCUCUUCAGAAGAAUUGGAUUAAACUUCUUGAACUUAAAUUUAGGCAGAAAUAAAAUGAGAAGUCAAUAUUCCAGCCCGAUAUGUUUAUUUCAACCAAUGUGACCAAAACAUUCACUCUUGAAGUGACAAAUGAAUGACGCACAGAACACAUUUCAAGUUCUUUAAGCUCCCUCAAAUUAAAAGCCAAUUCCAGCAAAUGAAGCUUUUCACUUUUAGCAGAGGGCAAUUAAAAUAAAAAAUAAAAUCUGAAUCCUAAAAUCAUUUACGAUUUGGCUUUGACUCGGAGGGGUUCAAAUCAAUGUGGUAAUUAUAGUCUUCGCAACCACUUUACAAAAGUUAAAUCAACCAACAAAUAUGGCCGGAAAAUGCUCUAAAAUGAAUGAAAACAUCUUAAACCAAAAUGACAGCAUUGUAGGAGUGGGGUUUUACACAAAGUGCUUAUUUUAAGGUUGAGUAACACUGCACCCUGCAUUUCAAAUACAGUAAUACUGGACCAUACACUUUAAUUCCAAUGCAGUAUCACUCAAAACAGGGAAUAUCUAAAAUCGUAAAGAAAAACACCCCUACCAGGGCAAUAGCAUUUUAAGCCAAUGUCUUCAAUCUUCGAACUUAAGGCAUUUUUAUGAUACCCCACUAAAAUAAAUAGGAUUGUAUUUUGAGGGGAAUUUGUAAAUGCAAUACUGGGUCUCCAGUGGACAUUGGUCCAGAUUUCUUCCAAUAAUUAAAAUGAUCUUGGUGUACAACAUACUGUUCAACCAGGAAAAAUAAAAUAAGAUUAGAAACCA
This is a messenger RNA of Carassius gibelio (silver crucian carp), 2354 nucleotides long. RefSeq lists its product as uncharacterized. The transcript is spliced from 6 exons. The coding region runs from base 211 to 1179 and encodes 322 amino acids. The record is from RefSeq and is a predicted model, not a curated record. NCBI's taxonomy places the organism in Eukaryota, Metazoa, Chordata, Actinopteri, Cypriniformes, Cyprinidae. Gene Ontology annotation, molecular function: hydrolase activity, hydrolyzing N-glycosyl compounds.